AUGGUCAGAAGCAGUCUCUUGCUGCCGCUUCUUGCGGCGGCUUCCGCCGUCCAGGGCAAGCUCGCCGCCCCAAAGACCGUUGCCGGUGCCUUCAUUAUUGAAUUGGACGACAGUCAGGACACUUCCGACUUCUACGCCGACAUCGACGCCGACGUCGAAACCGUCACCCGCAUGAACCUGAACUACACUCUGUUCAAGGGCGCGUCGAUCCAGUUCACAAACCUGGACAAUGCCGAAGCGAAGGCCGCCAGGCUGGCUCGGCUCCCCUCGGUCAAGAACAUGUGGCCUGUCCGCACCUACAGCAUCCCUGAACCUGAGGUUAUCUGGACCGGCCAGCAAGGCCGUGACUACAUCGACCUGAAGAAGCGUCAAUUGGGCAACGACACCUUCUCGACACACGUCCAGACCCAGGUUGACAAGCUUCACCGCAACGGCGUCACCGGCAAGGGUAUCAAGGUCGGUAUCAUCGACACCGGUAUUGACUACCUUCACCCGGCUCUCGGCGGCUGCUUCGGCCCCGGCUGUCUCGUUAGCUACGGAUACGAUUUGGUUGGUGACGCCUACGACGGCUUCAACGAGCAGGUCCCCGACCCUGAUCCCAUGGACUGCGGUGGUCACGGAACCCAUGUUGCCGGCAUCGUCGCCGCUCAGUCUAACCCCUUUGGAUUCCUUGGUACCGCUCCUGGCGUUACCCUCGGUGCCUUCAGAGUCUUUGGCUGUGAUGGCCAAGCCGGCAACGAUGUCCUGAUCGCUGCCUACAACCGCGCUUACGAGGCGGGCAGCGACAUCAUCACCGCCUCCAUCGGUGGCCCCUCCGGCUGGACUGACGAGCCCUGGGCCGCCGCCGUCUCCCGAAUCGUCGACGCCGGUGUUCCUUGCACUGUCUCCGCCGGUAACUCUGGUGACCAGGGUGUCUUCUUUGCCUCUACCGCCGCCAGCGGCAAGCACGUUACCGCCAUCGCUUCUUUCGACAACGCCAUCACCCCCGCCAUUCUGAUCGAGAACUUUUACACCAUUGCCGGUGGCGCGCCCAGCAAGUUCUCUUACACCCCGGGUGAGCCUUCUGAGUGGGCUGGUGUCGAGCUUCCUCUCUGGACGCCCACCACCGACUCUACCUCGACCGCCGCUCUUGGCUGCGACCCCUACCCCGCCGACACCCCUGACCUGAGCGGCAAGAUCGUCCUCGUCAAGAGAGGCACUUGCACUUUCGUCGUCAAGGCCCAGAACGCCGCUGCUGCCGGUGCCAAGUACCUCAUGCUCUAUAACAACAUUGCCGGUGCCACCUCUGUUACCGUCACUACCGUCCCUGAGAUCUUGGCCGGUGCUGUUUGGCUCAAGGCUAUCGCUGCUGGCUCGGAAGUCGUUCUCCAGAUGACGGACCCUACUGAGGCCGAGCAGAUCCUUACCGAGGCCGUCAACACCGCCACUGGAGGUUCCGUCUCUAGCUUCAGCUCCUGGGGCCCUAACUGGGAUGCCCACCAGAAGCCUCAGUUUGGUGCCAUCGGAGGCAACGUCCUCUCUCUGUACCCCAGAGCCCUUGGUUCCUACGCCGUUCUCUCCGGAACUUCCAUGUCCUGCCCCCAGACGGCCGGUAUCAUAGCUUUGAUCGCCGAGGUUCGCAAGACCUUAGACCCCGCCACCAUUGAGAACCUCCUGUCCGCCCACGCCAACCCGGUCAAGUUCAACUACGGCACUGGCCCUGAAGAGCUCCUUGCCCCUGUCCCCCAGCAAGGUGCUGGUCUUGUUCAGGCCUACGAUGCUGCUUACUCCUCCGUCAUCCUCAGCACCUCCAGCCUUUCUUUCAACGACACUGACCACUUCAUCCCUGAGCUCAACUUCACCAUCAAGAACACUGGCACUGCAGAUGUCUCCUAUGACCUGAGCAACGUCGGCGCUGCUACUGCCUACACCUUCGCUGCUGCUGGCGACCUGUUCCCUGCUGUCUUCCCCAACGAUCUUUCAGACGAGUACGCCACCUUGGCCUUUAGCGAGGACAAGGUCUCUGUCCCCGCCGGCGGAGAGGCCACAAUCUUGGUCACCCCUACUCCCCCUAAGCUCGAUGCCGGCCGCUUGCCCGUCUGGUCCGGCUAUAUCGCCCUCAACGGCUCGGACGGCUCCAGCUUGUCACUGCCUUACAUGGGCAUUGCCGGCAGCCUCCACAGCCACGUCACGCUGGACCAGGCUCUGAUGACCACCUCGACCAGCGCCGCGGCCACGGUCUACGAUCCCGUUCCCAGCAACUACACCUACGUCCUGCCUCCCCCGGGCACCGCCAACGCGACCGAUGCCAUCGUUCCGGCCCUCGCUGUCAACAUGGCCUUCGGCUCUGCCAUUGUCCGUGCUGACCUGGUGCCUCUCACCACCUGCCCUCCCAACGCUACCAAGGAGGUCUUGGGCACCACGACUCUCGGCCAGCCCCGCUCUUUCCCCCAACUGUACGUCUCCCGCGGCAUCUUCUCCGUCGACUGGGACGGCCAGCUGGACGAUGGCAGCUACGCCCCUGCCGGCAAGUACAAGUUCGCCAUCAAGGCUCUGCGCGUCUUCGGUGAUGCGUCCAAGAUUGAGGAGUACGAUACCACCGAGACCGAGCCUUUCCGUAUCAUCUACGGAGCUGUCAACGCGACUGCCCCUGCGAGACAUUAA
Molecule: messenger RNA, 2643 nt
Organism: Colletotrichum spaethianum
Lineage: Eukaryota; Fungi; Ascomycota; Sordariomycetes; Glomerellales; Glomerellaceae
Product: minor extracellular protease vpr
Exons: 4
Coding region: 1-2643 (880 amino acids)
Biological process (GO): proteolysis
Cellular component (GO): membrane; cell wall; cytosol
Molecular function (GO): serine-type endopeptidase activity; tripeptidyl-peptidase activity
Source: RefSeq, a predicted model, not a curated record